AGAGGAAAUCCGAUUACGUUGUCAGUGUCAAACCAAAUGGCAAGCCCACGACCUCUCUUCCGAUUACCGGUUCAUGUUGUGUAUGGGGGAACAGUAUUCAUUCGUUUCAGACUUAUACUUGCGGUGUCAAGCGUGUUUCUAAUGCUCAGCACGAUGCGUCAUACCGCUGAGCAUUUUGCUCGGACCACAGGUAGCAUUCUGGACUCAAUGUCGCCGAAAGAAAGAUUCCACUUUGGUUUAUUUUGUCAACAGAUGAAAAGACACCCCGACCAGUUGAACGAACACUUGUCAAUGCUAUUAGAUUGGUAGGUCUUCAUAUUAUAAUUUGCAUGUAAACGAAUAAUAAGUACAAAGUACAGAUAAACAACUGACGCAAGUUUCAUUGGAUUCCGACAUUGAAAAAUCUAUUUUUAGAAGAAUAAAAAGGCACUUGUUCAUGAGUUCUGAUGUCGCACCUAUUGACGAAAAUUCUAUAAAUUUACCGAAAAUUUACCGACAACAAUUGAGGUUUUGAAACUCACCAUUUGAGUAAAAAUAUGGUUCUCAGUGUUUGAGGAACACCGCAUCCCCACAUUGACGUCAUACCCAUUUGAUUGUAAUUAAUGGAUAUUUCUAUGACAUGCUUCCGGAAAUAAUACAAGUGUUUUGUUUCAAUGAAUCGAACUUCGAAUGUGUCAACUCCCUCAGGUCGACCGUCACAAUAUGGGUUGCCGUCAGGGACAAGCAUUUUUGUAUCUCAUGUUAUUCAACAAUCUCCAUUUAGGUAUCGUUAGGUCUCAACGAUAUUAGAUGGUAGAAUACCCAUUGGAUUCUACUUAUGUUCGAAGACGUCGCUGAGACAAUUUGCUUGCAGUCAAGAACCGUUUGCUUUCCGCAUCAGUCCCCAAUAUUAUUCAACACUUUUGGAAAUAAUUUGAAAAUAUGUAGUAAUUCCCUUGCAUAAAAUAUCCUGACCCAGUUAUUUUUCAGCGAGAAGAUCUUGCAGCAAGCAAUACUAUUAUAUUCUUACCUUAAAUAUCUGAAUCUCAAAGAUGCAGUCUGAAAAGUCUUUGACGAGUUUAUUACCCAUUACGUUGAAUGCCACGGUCAGUGUUGUGACGUUAUUGAAUGGCUUUUUAGUUUAAUUUAUGAACGAUUCCUAUAAUUUGUGGUGUUUUAAGCUUUAUAACAUGCGCUAUACAUAGUAACCUUUUUGAGAAGAAUUAAUUCAGCAAACCUUAAUCUAUUUGACGGAACUGACCUCAAAGUAACGUUAAAUAUAACCAUUUGUCUCCAACUUUAACCAACGAAUGAUUAAAUUCUUAAUAAAGAUAUUAUGAAAUCUUAUUUUUUCGAAAUAAUCGAAUGAGCAAGAUAUAAUAUAAAUAGCGCUGCAAAAACUUUGGCAUCAACAAACUCGUAGAAAACAACGUACAAAGCAACGAAAACAGAGACAAGAGAGAAUUGUUAAUUGGCUAGAUAGAUUAAAGAUGAACGUGGCAACAAUCUAUCUACUUCUGGCGACAAUUAUGUUUGGAAUUGAAGCAGCUCAAUUUACUCAACUUAAAUGUUUUCAAUUUCGCUACAAAUUGGGACAGCAGCGAUGCAAACCAGAAAAAAGUUUCAAAGGUGAUUUAGUACCAUGCUACAACUUAUGUAACAAAGAAUUGGUUAAAUUUGAAGAUUGUAAUGAAUAUCCUGCUAAUAUGCAUUGCUGCGUUCACGACUGCAGAUGUGUCAUCAGAGGAGCCGGAUUUGUUAAAAUUCCACAAAACUACACACUUUCUCUCGACGACGAAAAGAUAUCGCAGUGGAUGAAGACCGGAGUAGAAGAAGGAUGUGAGUCAAAAAACAAAUAUUCUUCAUCAGCAAAGAUGACUGAGUCUGAAAAUACCAAGACAAACCUGAAAUUACCUAUUCACAAGCAAGAUAAAUAUGCAAUAAUACAAGACGUUCAAACAACAGCAACAGCUACCGGAUCAAGCGAUAACAAAGAAACCCGGAACUCAUCCAUUGCUAGCCAAGAGGGAACUUCAAAAACACCAGAAGAAAAAGGCCCAGAUAAAACAACUACCGCAAAUACUGUACAAAGCAAAACGAGCACAAAAACAGAGGCAGUGAAGACGUCCGCGGCCAAAUGUGCUACAAAAGAACAUAUCUUAUCGCGAAUUGCAAGUAAAAUGACUGGAAUAUUCAAGCAGAUGGGUGUUGGUUGGGAAAUGAAAGUCAACGAUGGAUGCAAUUGAAGGCACUUGCUACAUUGUCUGUGAAAUCUGAAUAUUCAAAUUAAUUCUAUGUUUAUGUCGUUCAAUGUUAAUUUCCUAUCUUAAAUAAAACUCACUAGUAGAA
Messenger RNA from Styela clava, 2328 nucleotides. RefSeq lists its product as uncharacterized. NCBI's taxonomy places the organism in Eukaryota, Metazoa, Chordata, Ascidiacea, Stolidobranchia, Styelidae. The record is from RefSeq and is a predicted model, not a curated record.